UGAAUAAUUUCUAUAGAUACACUUAGUGGUAUUUUACAUGUAAUAAUUUGUGAUUUUGAUAUAGGAAGUAUAAAUACGAGGUUCUAAACUUUUGUGACUUCUAUGACAAGUCGAAAAUAUUGAAUUUGGUGAAAAUGUGCAUUUAGGUCAAUGAUGUGGUACCAAUUUCUUGCUGUACUACCACUCUGUUGGCUACCUGGUAUCUCAGGCCACGGUCGGCUCAUUGACCCUCCAUCAAGGUCCUCAAUGUGGAGGUACGGGUUCAAAAACCCUCCAAACUAUGAUGACAAUCAAUUGUACUGUGGCGGGGUGCAGGUGCAAUAUGAGUUGAACGGCGGAAAAUGCGGUGUCUGCGGAGAUCCAUGGAAUGGUCCACGGCCCAACGAACCUCCAGGAAAAUAUGCUAAUGGGAUAAUUGUUCGGAAGUACUCUCCUGGAGAGGUGAUUACAGUUGUUAUAGAACUAACAGCUAACCAUAAAGGCUGGAUGGAAUUCAAAAUAUGUCCCAAUGAUGACCCGUUGAAAACUGUAACUCAGGAGUGCUUGGAUAGAUAUGUUCUGCCGUUAGCAGAGACUAGAUCUCGAAAAUACCAUGUCCCAAAUAAAAAUGGCUACCAAAAAUUGAGAAUAAAACUAAAGCUUCCACAGAACGUCAAAUGCAAAGCAUGCCUCUUUCAGUGGAUGUACAAUGCUGGAAAUAGUUGGGGAACUGAUAAAGUGACUGGAAGAGGUUGUGUCGGUUGCGGAAACCAAGAACAAUUUUACGGUUGCGCAGACAUUGCAAUCGGAUAUGACGACAUUAGGAUAAGUUCCCAUAAGCGGCUUCCGGCGGAUGAAGAUGAAGAUCCGAAUGAAGACUAUGAUAAUGUUCCAGAAAUAAAUGAGUGGCAUUGGACAGCAAAACCAAGUAUAACCCCUGAGUGGGAAACAAGCACUGAUAAACAAAUACAAACUAUUCAUAAAGAUUCUCAGUCUUUCAGUUUUAUGCCUGUGAUGAAUAACAAUGGAAUGAAUCCUUGUAUGUGUGUUUGUAAAAGGGCGCCAUUGAAAAUGAAUGGCGGUAAAAAAGAUAGCAUAGAGGUAAAAUUCUUUGAUGGUUUGGAGGGACAAGACAAUCAAGUGUGCAUGUGUAUGUGUCAAAAUAGUGCCAGCAACUAUAGCUUUUCAUUCUUGUUUAUAUUAUGUGCUGUUAUAAUAACUCGUGCUUUAAAAAUGGCACAUUAAUGUUAUUUACCUUUAAUAUAUGAAAAAAAGGUGUGUGAGUCAUAUGGGCUGUAAGGACAGCUUUAAAGCAUAAGGAUAUUCUGUAAAAUAUGUGUGUAACACAUUGGCGAAGACAGCGACUGGUGCACUGUCAAAAGCUGUCUGUCUCAGAUUCGUAACCGAUGUAUCGCUGGUUUGAAUUACGUCGGAAAUGGAACUCCGCCACCGUCUCCACAGUGACUCCUUUACCAACACUUGAGCACUGUGCAGUUGUCAAGGAAGCAGUCAUCGAAGUGUCUACAGUACAUGUUUAACACAUACAUAAUGAGCCAUAAUGUUUAUGUUUUGAAGAUACUUACUAAAUCAUACAUAAAUCAUGUCAAUAUUCAAAGCUCUAAUACUUCACAAAUGUCUCCAGUAUGUUUUUGUCUCAUUCAACAUUUAUAACAACAGUUUUUACUAUUUGAGCAUAUCUGAUUAUUGCAAAGGUCUUAACCUUUCCUUGGCAUUUUGGGGAAUGCUAUUGGUUUAUGCAUGUAAUAGAAUAUAAGCUUUUGUAAAGAUUUUUUUUUAUCAUUGGUCACAUGAGCAUUGCAUUUUUGCAAAUUGAACAUCUAUAUGACCAUGAUUAAAACACUUCAUUUUACGACCGAAGAUUGGUCAUUAUACACGUAUAAAAGUAAUUCUGUACCUUAAAUAUUAUUAAAUAAAUGUAUAUUCUAUUUUCGUUCUACAAGUAUAAUUUUAUUGUUAUGAAUACAUACAUGCUAAGUGUCUUGGUAUAAACAGGUUCAUGGAAUGUGCUUGUCAAAUAUCCGAAUCAUUUUCUUUAUACCAUUCUAUAUACUACGUGCUUGUUUGAAAUUAGACAUUAUGUUAUAAAGGACACACAUGUGCUGGUUAAAUAGAACAAUUUAAAUAAGCCGCGCCAUGAGAAAAUCAGUAUAGAGCAUUUGUGAUCAGCAUGGAUCCAGACCAGCCAUUCGCGCAGUCUGGUCAGGAUCCAUGCUGUUCGCUUUCAAAGCCUAUUGCAAUUAGAGAAACCGUUAGACAACAGCAUGUAUCCUGACCAGACUGCGCGAAUGCGCAGACUGGUCUGGAUGCAGGCUGGUCGCAAACGCACUAUGUUGGUUUUCUCAUGGCGCGGCUCAUUAUUAGUUUUAGCAUGCUCCUUGUCUUCUCGAAAUUUAAUUGAAACAUUAUUUUAGUAACAACCAUACGCAAAUAGUUUAUUUUAAAUGCGUUGAUUUUACAACAACAUUCCACAUUUACAAUGCUCUGUAAAACAUUUUUUACAAAUAUAUAAAGUAUAUAUCUAAAAGACAUUUUUAUUUACAAAAAGAUGUUUAGAAAGUAAUUUCGAUUUUUUUAUUUAACAGUAACUAUAUUUAAUCAGUUUACAACAUUGAAUAUACUGUAAAAUUAGAAGAAACAGUAGUCAGUUGCAAAUUGGCAAAAACUUUUGAAAAAAAUGCACAAAUGAUCAAUUUCUAUGUCCACUGUCGUUGUUAAGCGGCUAAGUUUUUCAUUUUUCAAUAAAUACAUUUAGUUAAAUGAACAAAAUUGCGCGUCUUUCGGCAUAUUCCCGCCACUCUGUUAUGCAAUAGAUACGCCUGCUUUGUGAAUAAUAGCAUGAUAAUUAUUGUUUAUUUUGAAUAUUCUUACUUUCUGCGUCAUCAUAAGACUUCGGUUCAUGAUGAUUAAUUUGAUAGAGGAUAAUUGUUUGAUUUUCUAAAAUAUGGAAUAUGUCUCGCCGAGACUGAUUGAGAUCAUAAGCUUGUUUAUGUUAUGCUCAUUGAUGAAAAACGAGCAAAGAAAUAAACACUACAUGUCGUUUCAUUCACAGCGUUUCAUUCACUGUAGCAUCAAUUUUCAUAAAAUAUUGCACGUUUUUAAGUUCCAUUAUUAGCUUGUUUUGUUUUCAUGUUUUGCUUCAAAUUACCGUGAAUGAUUAUAAUAAAUCCAGUUAAACAUGUAUAUAAAUGUCACUUAGUUGUCUUUUUGUGCAAGCCAUUGUCACAUAUAAGCCAUCAAGAAGAACCGCCUUGUUGAAUUUUUCAAAUUUUGUUUAAGCUGUUUGUAAUCACAUGUCGUUAAUCCGGCACCUGGCGUUAAUCGACUGUACCCAAUGUGCUUUAUCUAAAAUCUAAAGUACAAAUUUGAUUCUUUUCCCAUAUAUACAAGACUGGUCAAUGUGUCGCAAUUCUUUUACAUUUAAAGGCUGUUGACAGCCUCCAUACCACACAGAAUUAGAGGGAUUAAAUCGUUGAAAAUGAUUAGUGUCCAGAUAGAUGACCAUCUUUUGACCAAAAGAAGAAGAAAAAACCAGCUAGAAUACAUGGCAUAAACGAUAAAAAUACCGUUCCAUCAAUGAGAUGACAUUUAAUGUUAGCCAAGACGGCAGAUAUAGAAAUCAAUAUGUCCUGUUUGACACUAUUUUCUUUUUAUAUAUUAUUUAUUGGUCAAAUUAUUUUGGUGGAUGCAUGAAGAUUGUGUUAAGAUUACUGCUCAAAUUAAUUAAUUUACUUUCUGACUACAUGUAUAAAUUGAUAAAAGUGAAAUAAAUAA
Mercenaria mercenaria is the source of this 3771-nucleotide messenger RNA. RefSeq lists its product as uncharacterized. The transcript has 3 exons. Lineage: Eukaryota; Metazoa; Mollusca; Bivalvia; Venerida; Veneridae. The record is from RefSeq and is a predicted model, not a curated record. Bases 151 to 1224 code for a protein of 357 amino acids.